Balaenoptera ricei (Rice's whale) is the source of this 1869-nucleotide messenger RNA. RefSeq names its product tetraspanin 4 (gene TSPAN4). The record is from RefSeq and is a predicted model, not a curated record. The transcript has 11 exons. NCBI's taxonomy places the organism in Eukaryota, Metazoa, Chordata, Mammalia, Artiodactyla, Balaenopteridae. The coding region runs from base 477 to 1463 and encodes 328 amino acids. Gene Ontology annotation, cellular component: membrane.
CCUGUUUCCUGCUAGAGGAGGGUCACUUCAGGGCAGGCAGGGGACAAGGGGAAAUCAGUGAUUGAAGUUUUAGCUGCCGAGAACCUCUGGCCCUGAGUGUUGUCCUGGAAACAGGCUGGGAGUCAGCUGACCCUGCCCCCUGGUCCUGGAUUACAGCCUCCGCUUCCCCAUCUGUGAAGCGUGGGUGGAACCAGACGCUGCCCAGCUGGAGGGUCCCCAUACUGGCUGUGUGGGCCUGGGGGUCCCAGGCUCAGCCCGGAGCCCCGGCUGCCUUGGGUAGACGUGUGCUCACGCGGUGGGGUGAGCCGGGUGCUCAGACGCUUCCCCAGGGUCCGACGGGGUCGCCUGCCUGCAGCACCUAUGAGCUCCGGUUUUGGCCUUGCUGACUGCUCACCUGCCGCCUGGCCGGCCGUCAGGGGCGCCGGGCACCGCCUGCCUUCUUCCCUGCCACAAGCCCAGAGCUGAAGCGCUGCAGCAUGGCGCGCGGCUGCCUGCAGGGCGUCAAGUACCUCAUGUUCGCCUUCAACCUGCUCUUCUGGGGACUGCAGCUCGGGUGCCCUGAGACGGGGAGCCAAGAAGGUGCCGGCGGGCAGCAGGGGCACCCAGGGGAGGAGAGGCCCAGGUGCCGACCGACACCCAGACCUCCACCUGCCCUCCUGCGGCAGCCAGGCCCUCACGGGGCAGGGACAGCGCCACUGGGGACACAGCUGCCCUCCUCCAGGGCCCAUCUUCUCCUGUACUCGGAGGCUGUAAUUUUCCUGGAAAAUGUUUUAAAAGCUGCCUACGCAGAAACAGUUUCUAAAUUACAGCUGGGCGGCUGCGGCAUCCUCGGCGUCGGCAUCUGGCUGGCGGCCACGCAGGGGAACUUCGCCACCUUGUCCUCCUCCUUCCCGUCCCUGUCGGCCGCCAACCUGCUUAUCGUCGCCGGCACCUUCGUGAUGGCCAUCGGCUUUGUGGGCUGCAUCGGGGCCAUCAAGGAGAACAAAUGCCUUCUGCUUACCUUCUUUGUGCUGCUGCUGCUGGUGUUCCUGCUGGAGACAUCCCUCGCCAUCCUCUUCUUCGCCUACACUGACAAGAUCGACAGGUACGCACAGCAGGACCUGAAGAAGGGCCUGCACCUGUAUGGCACCCCGGGCAACGUGGGCCUCACCAACGCCUGGAGCAUCAUCCAGACAGACUUCCGCUGCUGCGGGGUCUCCAGCUACACGGACUGGUUCGAGGUCUACAACGCCACGCGCGUGCCCGACUCCUGCUGCCUGGAGUUCAGCGAGAGCUGCGGGCUGCACGCACCCGGCACCUGGUGGAAGGCGCCGUGUUACGAGACGGUGAAGGUGUGGCUCCAGGAGAACCUGCUGGCCGUGGGCGUCUUUGGGCUGUGCACAGCACUGGUUCAGAUCUUGGGCCUGACCUUCGCCAUGACAAUGUACUGCCAGGUGGUGAAGGCUGACACCUACUGCGCGUAGGCUGCCAGCUGCCCGCCACCCCUGCUUUGCUGCCGAAGGACGUUGCCCCUGGGGAGACGACCGUGUCCCCACCUGCCUCUCCCACUACAGGACCUCUCACCAGCCCAGGCAUGGGCACGGGAGGAGCAGGCAGCCAGCGCCCCCAGGGCUCCCAGCCAGGCCUGUGAGCGCGGCCGCGCAGCCGGGGCUGGGGCCGGGAGGGGCUUCUGGCGCUUCUUACACCCAGGCGUCCUCCAGAGCAAUGUCUUCCCCCGCAGCCCUGUCCUGGGCAGGGGGCUGGGGUGGGAGGUGAGGGGUUGACCACUGGUCCUGGUGCUCGAGGCGGGUCUGCAGCCCCGUCCACCCACAUUCCACAGCGGGGCCAGGGCCGGCUCUGCGUGCGUCUUAAUAAAGUGUGUGGGCAGCA